Messenger RNA from Triplophysa dalaica, 3734 nucleotides. RefSeq names its product protein phosphatase 3, catalytic subunit, beta isozyme (gene ppp3cb). Lineage: Eukaryota; Metazoa; Chordata; Actinopteri; Cypriniformes; Nemacheilidae. The record is from RefSeq and is a predicted model, not a curated record. Bases 725 to 2293 code for a protein of 522 amino acids. Gene Ontology annotation, biological process: calcineurin-NFAT signaling cascade. Gene Ontology annotation, molecular function: calmodulin binding; calmodulin-dependent protein phosphatase activity. The transcript has 14 exons. Gene Ontology annotation, cellular component: cytoplasm; cytosol; calcineurin complex.
UCAGACAAUCACAUAAUUGUUAAAAAAAGACAGGGGAUUUAUUCGGUUGCUGAAUGAUCAUACUAUUCACUCAUAGAAAACAACAGAUUUUGAAUAUGAAAAUAAGGGAUUUAGUGCAACAAUACAGAGUUAAACCAAUCAUUUACUAGACCGUGUAUUUUAAAACCCAAUGCAUACAUUGAGCAAACAUACAGAAUAGCAAGCAGGGAACACUUUUUUUAAACAUCCAUAACAGAAUUUAUAAUGUUGUACAUUUACAUAGGAAUUGACAUUCUUCACUGUGCAGCAUCACAAAGACCAGGGUGCGCGCUCGCUUUCUAAUCUCGUACGCAGGGAAACCCCGAAACAGCCUCCGCGUGAUGGCGGUAUGAGGCAGUCCCUGCAAGCCUGAGCGUGGGAGUUCCUGCCUUCGCCAUGUCGGGGUGGUGCUGCAACGCGCUGAGGAUACCCUGAAUUGGGCAGAAGUCUCCCAGCCCCCCUCCUGUCUCUCCAUCAAUCCAUCUCUAUCCAUCCGCCCCCUCACGGCAACAGGCAGAGUCCAGCAUCCCCAGCAUCACAGUUUCUCCGGAUCUGCUGCGACACGUCUUACCCCCUGAUCGACGGUGGACGAAGGAGAGACGCACCGAGUGAUGCUGCUUCUGCAGCUCGCGAAUCCCGCACCACCGAAGACCGUACACACACCCGUUAGGAGUAGGCGCGCUUUCCCCGUUAUCUGCAACAGCCCAUGAAGAUGUCCAACGCAGACAUCAUGGGUUUAAACCCCGCCGACCGCUUAAUCAAAUCGGUGCCAUUUCCGCUGAGCCACAGGUUAACAAUGCGCGAGGUGUUCGACUGUGAAGGAAAGCCUCGCGUGGACCUGCUGAAGGCUCACCUCACUAAAGAGGGCCGUGUGGAGGAACCCGUCGCCCUGCGCAUCAUUAAUGAGGGCGCCGCCAUUCUGCGCCAGGAGAAAACAAUGCUGGACAUAGAGGCUCCGGUCACAGUGUGUGGGGACAUCCACGGGCAGUUCUUUGACCUGAUGAAGUUAUUUGAGGUUGGCGGAUCUCCUGCGACAACUAGGUAUCUGUUCCUAGGUGACUACGUGGACCGAGGGUACUUCAGUAUUGAGUGUGUCCUGUACCUCUGGUCAUUGAAAAUCCUCUACCCAAAGACUCUGUUUCUACUGCGGGGAAACCAUGAAUGUAGACACUUGACUGAAUACUUCACUUUUAAACAAGAAUGUAAAAUCAAAUACUCUGAGCAGGUGUAUGACAUCUGCAUGGAUGCGUUUGACUGCCUGCCUCUGGCUGCACUGAUGAAUCAGCAGUUUUUGUGUGUUCACGGCGGACUGUCUCCAGAGAUCCACACGUUAGACGACAUCAAGAGAUUGGACAGGUUUAAAGAACCCCCGGCGUUUGGCCCCAUGUGUGAUCUAUUGUGGUCCGAUCCGUUGGAGGACUUUGGGAAUGAAAAGAGCCAAGAUUACUUUAGCCACAACAGUGUCCGUGGAUGCUCUUACUUCUACAGCUAUCCUGCUGUGUGCGAAUUUCUACAGACCAACAACUUACUGUCGGUCAUCAGGGCACAUGAAGCUCAGGAUGCUGGUUACCGUAUGUACAGAAAGAGUCAGAGCACAGGAUUUCCCUCUCUCAUCACCAUCUUUUCUGCUCCAAAUUACCUGGACGUUUACAACAAUAAAGCGGCUGUGCUUAAAUAUGAAAACAAUGUGAUGAACAUACGACAGUUCAACUGCUCCCCACACCCGUACUGGCUGCCCAACUUCAUGGACGUCUUCACUUGGUCUCUUCCUUUUGUUGGAGAGAAAGUGACAGAGAUGUUGGUGAAUGUUCUCAGCAUCUGUUCAGACGAUGAGCUCAUGAAUGAUGGAGAGGAGAUCUUUGAUGCUAAUGCAGCGGCCGCCCGUAAGGAAGUUAUCAGGAACAAGAUUCGUGCCAUCGGCAAAAUGGCUAAAAUGUUCUCAGUCUUGCGAGAGGAGAGUGAGAAUGUGUUAACCCUGAAAGGACUGACCCCAACCGGUAUGCUGCCCAGCGGUGUCCUGGCUGGAGGAAAACAGACCUUGCAGAGCGCUACCAUUGAAGCCAUUGAAGCCAUCGAGCCAGUUGAGGACUCAGAAGCCAUCCGUGGCUUUUCUCCGCAGCACAAGAUCACCAGUUUCGAGGAGGCGAAGGGUCUGGACCGCAUAAACGAGCGCAUGCCCCCCCGCCGAGACGUGGUGAACAGCGUGGGCGUCUCCAUGGGGAAGAUGAACAUGGCCGAAUCCAACGGCACGGAUGACAACAGCAACAUCCAGUGAUUCAUCUUCUCCUCCGCGUCUCCCCCUCUCCCUCGCUCGUCCCUGCUCCUUCUCCCAUAAUGCAAUUCUCCCCUCUUUCUUAAUUUUUACUGCCGCCGUCUGUGUAGCAGAUGGAUUAUGUGAUAUAUUUAGACAGAACUCCCUGCUUGACGCUCAGACGCCUCAGCAACAGACGAGACGGACGGAACGACCGCAUCGCUUUCCGUGAAGAGGAUCGCGCGCUGUCGAGAGUUGCAUGAUGGGACGUGUAGUUUUACGGAUAUGGGGCUAUGAACACUGGAAACGUUUGUCUGAAGAAACGUUGAUUUAUGCGUGUUUGCAUUUUUGCGUGUAUGUAUGUGUGUGCGCGUGCGUCGGAGACGUGUGUUGUAUAAUUAUGUGAUAUGUAGGUUUUCACAAAUGCUCGUUCACAACGAGGCCGUUGCUCUAUUUGUUGUGAAUCAGAGGAGCGUGUGUUUCCAUUCUUGAGUUUGUGUGAGGAACUUCAUUAACAAUUUUCCUGCCAUUCUAUGUUUUGCUACUAUUAAUCGAUAUACUGUAUAACCUACGGAGAACGUAAUAUUCAACAAAACCACUUCACACAGGUUAAUACUACGAACAAUCCGCAAACAACCGCGUUUCGUGCUCGCUGCGUCGUGUUAAUGCGCUGUCGUCACGUCGUGCUGCGGUUGCUAUGGCAGCACUAUACUCCUCGUGUCCCCGGAGUCUGACAGCUCGUCGCCUCCUCAUCACUCCAGAUCAGCGGGAAUAUUCAGCGAGAGGUGGUUGAUGCAACGGAUGGUUUCAAACAGGUCCGCCAGACUGAACAGGUCUCCUGCCACGCGUAACCCAUGGGAGUUUAUUUUGUAUAUAAAUGGCGUAUAUUUUUAAGGAUCGUUUUGUUAUCACUUAGCCUAUGUUCACUUUAUUUAUUUAGGUAUUUAUGGUUCGUUUGUUUUCCGUUCGUAUACAUCGCUGUACAGUUAAUUGGGUUCAGAUGAGGUGUUAUGACAUGUGUUUGUACGUUUCUUUUUCGAUGUACAGAAAUGAUCUCGUAGUGUGAAGGAACACGUAUAAUUCUGUGCAAAAGACAUCCGGGCUGCCAGAGCAUGACUGCAUGGUUAUUUCAAAAUGUAAAUCCAAUAAGGACACACCUGAACGUGUCUCGCGUUUUUAAGGAGAAGUAUAUUCUGCUCAUUAUUCUAUACAAUAUUCUGGUUAACGUUAAUUAUGAUUAUGAUUAAGAGGUUUAAUCCACUUCCUUUCAUCCUCGUUUUGGUUUCUCAUUACUUUAUAACUAAUGGCAAUGUUUAUGGGUUGUUUGUGCUUCUAUAUCUUGUAUUUUUCUCUGAGGCUUCAUUUUGAUCAUCGUUAUUUUCUGAUCUACAGUACGGACAGUGUGAGCAUGCCCUAUGGGACAAAUCUCUUUUUUUACUCUUGAAUAAAAUAUGCAUGAACCUUU